This is a messenger RNA of Fundulus heteroclitus (mummichog), 952 nucleotides long. RefSeq names its product thioredoxin-like 4A (gene txnl4a). Lineage: Eukaryota; Metazoa; Chordata; Actinopteri; Cyprinodontiformes; Fundulidae. The record is from RefSeq and is a predicted model, not a curated record. Bases 199 to 627 code for a protein of 142 amino acids. The transcript has 4 exons. Gene Ontology annotation, cellular component: U5 snRNP; U4/U6 x U5 tri-snRNP complex; spliceosomal complex. Gene Ontology annotation, biological process: mRNA splicing, via spliceosome.
UGUCGCGAGUUUGAUGACGCGGAGGUUUCUGGAACGUUUGUUUUGCGCGACGCUACGUUCAAGUGCAGCAACGUUGAACAACAAAGAAUACUCUUAUUUACGAGUAGCGAGUUACUUUACCCGGUAGCUGGGCGUUCAUUCGGAUAUAUAAUACGCAUUUAUUAAUUUAAGGUAGAAACUCGCUUCCUUUGAGUCAAGAUGUCGUACAUGUUACCACAUCUCCACAAUGGCUGGCAGGUGGACCAAGCCAUCCUGUCUGAGGAGGACCGAGUCCUGGUCAUCCGCUUCGGACACGACUGGGACCCGACGUGCAUGAAGAUGGACGAGGUUCUGUACAGCAUCGCUGAGAAGGUAAAAAACUUUGCUGUCAUUUACCUGGUGGACAUCACCGAAGUGCCCGAUUUCAAUAAGAUGUACGAGCUGUACGACCCCUGCACCGUCAUGUUCUUCUUCAGGAACAAACACAUCAUGAUUGAUCUGGGCACCGGAAACAACAACAAGAUCAACUGGAUCAUCGAGGACAAGCAGGAGAUGAUAGACAUUGUGGAAACGGUGUACCGAGGAGCGCGCAAAGGACGAGGUUUAGUGGUGUCUCCCAAGGAUUACUCCACAAAAUACAGAUAUUGAGUUUUCUCCUUCACUUGCCUCCUUUUUUUUUUUUUUCACUGUUUGCUUCCCUUCCUUGUUACUUUGUCAACCGAGAGACUAUAAACAACUGAAAGCAAAAAACAUAAUUAUUUAUUUUAUGUUUCCUUUGCCGAUGGAGGAGAGGAUCCUUAUCAAGGGUCGUGUGUUACUGUUCGUCUCUUAUGUUUUACACCAUUUCAUGAAUAUUAGCUUGUGUCUCGUGUUUUUCUAAGAGUUAUUUCUGUGAAAUAAGAGUAAAACAGAUCAGACACACAUUUCUGGGCCUCAUCUGACUGUUGUAAUAAAUAUUGAUUUCUACUUUAAA